AUGGCCGUCACAGCUAAUCAGAAACAGCUACACGUCAAGUCUCUGGCCGACUCCAUGGACGACUCCCUCACCUGCCAGUCCGGCCGGGAGGACUCGCAGGAUGUUGGGGGAGAAGGCGAAGAUGAUGAGGACGAGGAGGAGGGAGACGAUGAUGAGGAAGAGGAGGAAGAGGAAGGGGAGGAGGAUGAGGAGGAAGAUGAAGAAGACUACAGACAGUGCGGAUGGCGCAACACAAACACAGCUUCCAGACGAGCGGCCGGCCCGGUGGGAGGAGGCAGGGGAGGAGGAGCCUCCAUGCACGAGGACAGCACCGCCACCUCCUUCAGCGACGUCACUCUGUACAUGGACGAAGGCUGCCUCCCCUCCUCGCCUCUGUCCCGUCCCGCCUCCAGCUCCGACACAGACUACUGGGGAGGAGGAGGCGCAGGGGGGAGGGAGGACAGCAGGGAGACUGAGGGAGGCAGCAAUGCCAGCCGUAGGAGCAGCACUCCCUGCACCGAGUGUCGGGGGGAGUACAGAGGGAGGGCGGGGGGAGGAGGAGGAGGACACCUCCCUGUCCUGACAAUAGAACCACCGAGCGACAGUUCAGUGGACAUGAGCGACAGGUCGGAGCGAGGGUCCAUCGGACGCCUGGUCUACGAACAGGAGCCCUCGGGAGUGGAGCGAGGAGGAGAACGGGGGAUGGGUGGAGGAGGAGGAGAGGACGCUGAGAGUGGAGAGGACGAGCGAGGUGGAGGAGGUGGAGGAAGCAGCGAAGCCGACUCGCCGCAGGGAACCAUCAAACACAAACCCAACGGCCGAUCAGUCGCCAUGGCGCAGGGACAAACCCGCAGCCCCGCCAACGUCCCCCUGCCGAUGCCGUCAGCUCGGACUCUUACCUCACACCCCAUGCAACACCAACACCCUCACCCCCACCCCUCACCCAUUCCUCACCUCCCCACCAUCCUCCACCACCACCCGCAGUACAGCCAGCCCCACGUCAUGUACAUGCACCACGCGCACGGUGGCAGCCCCUACAUGCCGCAUCACUUCGCCCAGCAUCACUACCACCACCUGCACCACCAGCACCAUCAUCUCCCCCAUUCUUACCCAGAGCCCCCCCAGUCCCCGCUGCCCUCCCCGGUUCCACCCCUCACACCCCUGUCGCCGCUGCCCCCGCCGCUCACGCCCUCCCCGCUGUCCUCCACCUCCUCUUCAGCUCUCCAAACCAUGGAGGCGCAGCAGCAGCACCUGGCCCACCACGCCCACCUCCACCACCACCACCUGCUCUGCUCCGACGGCGACAACGAGAGCGUCAACUCCACCACCACCAACUCCAACGAUGACACCACCGUCAACAACUGCAGCUCGGGCUCGUCGUCGCGCGACAGCCUGCGGGAGCCGAUCGCAGGAGCUCCGCUGGGGAAGCAGACCUACCAGAGAGAGAGCCGCCACAGCUGGGACUCCCCCGCCUUCAACAACGAUGUGGUGCAGCGGCGGCAGUACCGCAUCGGACUCAACCUGUUCAACAAGAAACCAGAGAAGGGGAUCCAGUACCUGAUCGAGAAGGGCUUCGUGUCGGACACCCCGGUGGGCAUCGCCAGGUUCAUCCUGGAGAGGAAAGGACUGAGCAGGCAGAUGAUCGGAGAGUUUCUGGGCAGCCGGCAGCAGUUCAACAAGGACGUGCUCGACGGGGCUAAUGGAAGUCUUUGUGAGCAUGACUACCCUCAGGGUAUUCGCCUGACGUCUGCGAACCCAGGAGGAGAGAGGAAGGUGUUGAUCGUCUUCACGGCUCCGAGCCAGCAGGACCGAGCUCGCUUCACCUCCGACCUGCGAGAGAGCAUCGCCGAGGUCCAGGAGAUGGAGAAGUACCGGGUGGAGUCGGAGCUGGAGAAGCAGAAAGGUGUGAUGCGACCUGGCAUCCUGGUGGGAGGCGUGGGGGCGGCAGGGGGCGGAGCCAGCGCUGGCGGAGGUGGCAUGAAGAACGAGGUGGUGAACGGCUCCCUGGGUAGGCCGAGCCUCGACGACACGUACGCCUCGGUGGAUGGACUCAAACGUACGGCGCUCAGCUCCUCGCUCAGGGAUCUCUCUGAGACCGGGAAGCGAGGUCGUAGGAACAGUGUUGGCUCAUUGGACAGUACCAUUGAAGGUUCCAUCAUUAGCAGCCCACGGUCUCACCAGCAGCGCCCCCUGGUGGCUGCUAGUCUGUCCUACAGCCCCAUGAUGGUGCCUUCGUCUCCAGCAGCAUACCGGCCACACCGCCCUACUCAGAGCCCCGGUACAGGGGUGGGGGGUGGGCCGGGGCUCUGUCACAACCAAGGAGGGGUCACUACCUCUCCACUCGCGAGCGGGGUAGGGGCUGGGGCCGGAGGAGGGAUGGUGGGUGGGGGUGGCCAGACUCCAGGAGGCCGGAUGGGGAAUUUCUUCGGCAGCCGAAGAGGCAAGGUUCCUGGUCCCCUGACGAUGAUGUCUCCCCCUCCUCAGGGUCCUCCGAGUCCCCUGAUGAUAUCAUCACCCCCCCACUACCCCGCACCCGCGCCUCCCAUCCCCCUCCCAUCCUCCCCUUCCCCAUGCCCCUCCCCAUUGCCCAACCUCGGUCAGUCAGACUUGGGAGGAAUUGGAGGGGGAGGAGGUAUGGGAGGGGGUCCGUCCAAGCUCCAGGCUUUGCACGCUCAGUACUGCCACGUCAACAGUGGAGGAGGCGGAGUCAGUGGUCACCCACAGCAGCAGACACCACCUCCACCCUACCACCACCAUCACCGCUACCACAUGCAGAAUGUCCCCCAGCACCACGCCCUGACGCACCGCUUUUCCGCACCCCAACGGCAAGGUUGCGUUCCCUCUCAUACCCAGCAGCAUCAGAGGUUGCCACAAGGCUCCGCACAGCACUCACGCUACAACAUGGCAGCCGGCUUCACCACACCUCCGCCGCUGUCCCCGCACUCCCCUGUCACCCCAACUACCCCGCACGGACUCUACCACCCGGGGCGACCGGGUGGAGGCACCAAACUCCCACUGACCAUCUCGCACUCCCAGCCCCACCCCCAUGCACACACACACUCUCACAAUCACGCCGUGCACAUACACUCCCCUCUCAGCCCCUCCCCCUCCGCCAAUGCCUCCACCCACUUCACCUUCUCCACCCCGCCACCACAAACUCCCUCGGCUCGCCUCGUCUGCCAGACACCUGCGCAGCCCUACGCAGCCCAGUAUCCCCCACUGUCGUCCAUCCCGCCUCCCCCUCCGCACUCACCUUUACCUCCACCAUCGACCGCCCCGCUCUCUCCGCACCUCCCAGGAGCAGGGCAGGGUGGCGGCCCCAAGGCGAAGCCCGUCAGCCGGAUCAGCACGGUCGUGUGAGGCGGCAAACGUCUGGGACAGUGAUCCGCAACCCAGCUGAGAGCCACCAGGGGGCGAUAGUGAGACUCAGCACCCGAAGAAAGAGGAAGAGAAGAGGAGGAGGGCAGGUGCAGGUGUAUCAAGACAACCGCCUGAUGAAGAGGAGGGCAACAAGAGUGGGGAAGAGGAAGUUACUCAGCCUGUGUUAUUUUCAUAUCGACUUUCCUCACAGAUAGAACGAACGUCCUGAAGAUGUUUG
This is a messenger RNA of Nematolebias whitei (Rio pearlfish), 3577 nucleotides long. RefSeq names its product IQ motif and SEC7 domain-containing protein 2-like. NCBI's taxonomy places the organism in Eukaryota, Metazoa, Chordata, Actinopteri, Cyprinodontiformes, Rivulidae. The coding region runs from base 1 to 3339 and encodes 1112 amino acids. Gene Ontology annotation, molecular function: guanyl-nucleotide exchange factor activity. Gene Ontology annotation, biological process: actin cytoskeleton organization; regulation of ARF protein signal transduction. The transcript is spliced from 9 exons. The record is from RefSeq and is a predicted model, not a curated record.